AUGGCAACCGAGACACCAAACACCGUCGCGACGCCGCCUGCCGCCGAGGACAAGAAGGCCCAACAACCCCAAAAGAAGGACGAUGCGUCCAAGAAGGAUGCCCCGGCCGAGGGAGGAGAGAAGAAGCUGUCUGGCGCUGAACUGAAAGCCAAGGCUAAGGCAGAGAAGGCGGCGAGGAGGGCAAAGGCCAAGGAGACACAGGUGGCACCGCCAGCGGGCCAGGGAGCCCAGCAGGGCGGCAGCGGCGAUGCUAAAGGAGGAAAGUCGAAACAGAGACAGGAAGGUCCUCAAGGUGUUGGUGGUUCCGGAGCCAAGGGUGGUCCGGUGGGCAAGACCGUGCCAGCUGCACCGAAGGAGAACAAGCCGAAGGUCCCUGAAUGCUUCAGCCACCUGUCUAUGGCUAAGAGGAUACACAUGACGGAAGCCGACAAGGACGUCCACCCGGCGGUUCUGGCACUGGGCCAGCAAAUGAGCGCGUUCGCUAUUAGCGAUAGCACCACAAGAUUGGAGGCUACUCUGCUUGCGUUUAAGAAGGUCAUCGACUCGUACACGACACCGCCGGGCAACACGUUCUCCCGCCACUUCACAUCACACGUUCUGAACCCGCAAAUUGAAUAUCUCUCGGCUUGUCGGCCCAUGUGCUUCUCCAUGGGUAAUGCUGUGCGGUGGCUUAAGCUCCAAGUCAGCAAGAUUGACAUCGACCUUCCUGACUUUGACGCAAAGAAGCUCCUCUGUGAGUCUGUCGACAACUUUAUCAGAGAGCGAAUCACGCUGGCCGACUUCGUCAUCGUCAAGACGGCCGCCGACAGCAUCGAGGAUGGCGAGGUUGUUCUGACCUAUGCCUAUCACCCGCUUGUUGAGCGCGCCCUCCACCAGGCCCACGCCGACGGCAAGAAUUUCUCCGUAACAGUUGUCGACGACCCAUUCGAGAGCACGGGACGCGAACUUGCGAAGAGUCUGCGGGCCCUUCCCAGAGGCGGCGUUGAGGUCUCAUACUGCCCCGACCUGAGCGCCAUGCGCGCACACUUGCACGAGACAUCGCGUGUGUUGGUCGGUGCCGAGGCCAUGUUUAGCAAUGGUGCCAUGUACGCCAGAGCUGGCACGAGCGAUAUCGCCAUCGCAGCUGCGGAUCAGGGUAUUCGUGUUGUUGCUCUGUCGGAGACGAUCAACUUCACCGAGAGAGUUGCAAUGGACUCGCUCACGUACAACGAGAUUGACCCAGAGCAGAUGACGGAGGAGAGUUUCAGGCUGCUGUUCGACACGACUCGGGACCGACACAUUUCCGUCGUCAUUACGGAACUCGGCAUCACAUCACCUGUAUCUGUGCCGGCGAUUCUGAGAAAGUUAGAGGAGUUGUAA
Molecule: messenger RNA, 1359 nt
Organism: Colletotrichum truncatum
Lineage: Eukaryota; Fungi; Ascomycota; Sordariomycetes; Glomerellales; Glomerellaceae
Product: translation initiation factor eif-2b subunit delta
Source: RefSeq, a predicted model, not a curated record